AUGGCCGUGGUCAGGCUUCAAAAUCCACAUCAUUCAAAACUGCUACUGGAAAAAGCCAAUCAAAUGAGGCACUUUAAGACACUAUGUGAUGUGGUUAUUCAUGUAGAUAAUGAAGAGUUUCAUGUCCAUAGCCUUGUUCUGGCCUGCACUAGUAGGAAGUUUGAAGUCCUUUUUCAAGGAUCCAGCAAGCACUACACAUUGGAUUUCCUUACGUGUAAGACCUUUCAGCAGAUCUUGGAUUAUGCAUACACAGAAAGCCUUGAAGCUCACAUAGAAGAUCUUAGUAGUCUCAUAAUGGCAGCUGAAAUGCUAGAAAUUCAUCACUUAGAAAAGGAAUGCUUAAAGACUUUGCAGUCCAUUAAUUCUUCAUCUGUAAAGAAAAAAGAACAUGAUAUAAAAGAAGACAUUCAGGCAAACCAAGAAGGCAUGAAGUCCAAUGAUGCAACCCCCAAAAAGUAUUAUCUAGGCAAAGAGAGAUUUCCUGAGUUGCCUAUACAAGGAACACUGCUGAGUAGUAAAAAAGAACAUCCUGCAGGUCAUAAUGUUUCCUCAUCAAACCUUGACAUGCCCAGUCAUUCUGAUAUGGAUACCAAUGAAAUUGUGGAACCAUGUGGCUCCACCAUCCAGAGACGAAGCAGCAUUAAUGGCACAUGUGACAAUACCACAAUAAAUGAAAAACUGGCCACUAUUCCCAAAGACAUGCUGAACUCUGAAAGCUCUAUUCAAGAAGAAAUUUCGACUUUAGCUCAUGACUCACAGUUUGAGAGAAGCAAUUCCCAUAUGAUGGGUGAAGAUCAUCUCCAGCCAACAAGAAACAGUGUUAUUACUACAACAAAUCAAUUAUCUCAUGGUCCUAAUAACAGACAUAGAACUUGGCCAGCAGAGGUGCCUUGGGCAAACCAUGGAAUGCUAACAGUAAAGCCCAGGCCAUCUUUUGUUCCUCAUUCAUCACUGGUCAGCUAUCAGAUCGGAGGACUUCACAACUCAGUCUCUUCUUCACUGUCUCUGAUACCACCUUCACAUUUAACCUUAUCAACACCUGUGAGCCUUGAAAGCUAUAUCAGAACAUUACCGCAUAACCUCCUGCCAAGAGCUUAUAGUGUUAGGCCAAAUGGACAUGAUAUACUUGAACAGACUAAAUCCAGUGUUUUUGAAGGCAGAGCAGAAACUGAAACACCAGUAAAGAGCCAAAACCAGAGUGAACAACAUAGGUAA
Protopterus annectens (West African lungfish) is the source of this 1215-nucleotide messenger RNA. RefSeq names its product zinc finger and BTB domain containing 32 (gene ZBTB32). Gene Ontology annotation, biological process: regulation of transcription by RNA polymerase II. Bases 1 to 1215 code for a protein of 404 amino acids. Lineage: Eukaryota; Metazoa; Chordata; Ceratodontiformes; Protopteridae. Gene Ontology annotation, molecular function: RNA polymerase II cis-regulatory region sequence-specific DNA binding; DNA-binding transcription factor activity, RNA polymerase II-specific; protein binding. The record is from RefSeq and is a predicted model, not a curated record. The transcript has a single exon.